AUGGCCAAUAAAGCUACUUUUACCGACAAAGGCACCCUUCAAAGAGGGAAGGCUUGCUUACGAUGCAGAAAACGGAAAAUGAGAUGCGACGGAAAUCGACCGGCCUGCCAACAAUGUACACACGCUAAAAAACCAGACGGUUGUGAGUACGAUGAUGGUAAAGGCAAGACGCGUACACAGCUCCUACGCGAGACCAUUCAGCAGCUGCAACAACGAGUACGUGAACUGGAAGAUCCGGAAUACAUCUCUCCCGCUGUGAUGCUUCACGAUCCUCAUCCUCCCAUGUCCGAGUCAUCCUCUUCGUCCUAUGAUUCCGCUGGGAGCACACCGAUAUCGAUCUCACAUUCCCCAUACCCUUCAGGUAUGAGCUCACCUUCCGAAACGUGGACACACCUUCCUGUCUCCUCUCCCUCUCCUUCGCCUUUCAUGAGUGAUAUCUUCUUUGAAGGCCCGCGAUCGUAUCAAUCUUCUUUUGAUCUCGGUCCGAUCUUAUUGGAUAUCUUCUCGCCUCACCGUCACCAAUGUGGCCUUGGUAUACAUAUGGGCCACCUCAGGGAGAGCUUAAAUUUGUCACCGGACGAACAAAGACAUCCAGCGCUUAUGAAUUCCAUCUACCUUUGGGCCUGUUUUGUUUCUAGGCCCAAGCCUUUAAGCCAGCACGAAGAAAGCUUUUUGUCACAGGCCUUGGAUGGUGUCCGUGAUGGUCUUCGUAAAGGAGAUAAACUUCUAGAUGUCAUACAGGCCUCAUGCCUUUUGUCGCUUUAUUUCCUUGCGAACGGACGUUUAGUGGAGGGCAGCUUUCAUGCUAGCGCAGUAGCUGCUUUAGCUGUCCAAUGUGGUCUACAGACCGCGGUCUCCGGCGAAGGUUCCUACAACCCAUCUUCGUCUAGGGAAAGACUUGACCUGGACCAUAUCCGACCUGGUUACCAAGACGGGGAACGCGUACUGACAUUUUGGCAAGUUUAUAAUUUAGACUCUUGUUGGUCUGUCGCCCUCCGAAAACCGCGUGUAGCUCUCGACUCUGAAGACCCGUGGACUUCAAUUGACUGUCCUUGGCCUCAAGACAUCACUGACUAUGAAUCUGGGAAUGCAACUGUGAGCAAUGGCUUUCCAACGGUGAAAACGUUCUUGCAGGGCGACGUUUCCGGUGGAUUUUCAAUGCAGACUUGGAGGGCCAAGGCAUCUGCCAUAUUUUCGCGUGCUGACCAGCUAGCGGCAAGUUGGAGAUACAGACUCUCUGGAGUCACCUAUCCUGAGGAAUUUCAAGUCCUGGAACUUACCAUCAACCGUUUCCUACCGACAAUACUACCGAUACAUCAACUGAACGCUACGAUUCUCGAGGAGAAGCAUACACUCAUCGUUGUGCAUACGUUAAUACAAGUCUCUGUACUUAUGUUGUAUCAAAGAUUCGCGCAAGAUGAUCCCGUUACCUACGACAAAUGCUCCGCCGCUGCUAAAGCUUGCGUCGCUAUCACAAAAUUCAUCUCCGAACAAGAUUAUGAUUACCUCGAUCCCAUAAUUGGAUCGUGUUGGACAACCGUCGCCGAGUGGCUCAUCUGUGAAAUUACCAACAUUGAAUCUGCUUGGGCACUCUCUAUGACUAGCACGGACGUUCGUAAUGACAUCUCCACUAUCUUGUACGCCAUGACUACUCUUAAUGCACGGUUCCCCGUACUAGGUAUGAAUCUCUCAUACUCGUUUUCUGCACGCUUGUCCCAUUAUAAUCCUCCAAGGUAUAUCGAUAUCAAAGAUACAAAAAAGGAUGGCUGA
This is a messenger RNA of Lentinula edodes (shiitake mushroom), 1770 nucleotides long. RefSeq lists its product as uncharacterized. Gene Ontology annotation, cellular component: nucleus. Gene Ontology annotation, biological process: DNA-templated transcription; regulation of DNA-templated transcription. Gene Ontology annotation, molecular function: zinc ion binding; DNA-binding transcription factor activity, RNA polymerase II-specific; DNA binding. The record is from RefSeq and is a predicted model, not a curated record. The transcript has 9 exons. NCBI's taxonomy places the organism in Eukaryota, Fungi, Basidiomycota, Agaricomycetes, Agaricales, Omphalotaceae. Bases 1 to 1770 code for a protein of 589 amino acids.